Hyaloscypha bicolor E is the source of this 868-nucleotide messenger RNA. RefSeq lists its product as uncharacterized. The transcript has 2 exons. Lineage: Eukaryota; Fungi; Ascomycota; Leotiomycetes; Helotiales; Hyaloscyphaceae. The record is from RefSeq and is a predicted model, not a curated record. Bases 1 to 504 code for a protein of 167 amino acids.
AUGCAAAUGGAGGGACUGGCCCGGAGCACAACGGGCCAGGUGUGGAACUCCCACAAAAAAUUGCCAAGACCACAGGGCAAGGCAAGGGCCAAGGCAGAUGAGGAUCCGGGCUCACGCAGACAGUAUGCUUUUCCAUUAUCUCCCGCCUGGGCCCAGGGCCUGUUCGCACGCCACCUCUUCUCUGCGAUUGAGGAUGUAAGAAGCACUCUGUCUGUUAUGAGAAAAAUCCGAAACCGGAUCCGGCUGGCCCUACCUCUGCAAACUAUCAUUAAACGGAAACGCGCAUCCACCAGCUCUUCCUCGCUCAUAAUCCUCGAAUUCAUGCCGAAUAUGCCGGACCCGUCAGUCCUGCCGAACCUGCCGAAUCCACUGGCCAUGAAGAAACUCAUAAUAUUCCAAGAUCCUGAAGGCUGUUCGGAGAAGUUAGGCGUGGGCGUUAUCAUCUCCCGGACACUCCGCCACCAUCACCAUUGGUGUAGAAAACGGCCCCACCAUGCACUUUAAGGGUGAUAUCAAGUUCUUUCUCAAUCCGUGGGUCGGUGGCCAUCGAUGUGACUGCUAGAGCGCAGACGGCACAUCAGCGCUAUCGACUUGCUCACUCAACAGUUCAAAAACAUCGAAGGCUGAAUCAAAGACUCAAACCUGGCGACAGCCCCGCCUCGGCCACAGUAACAGUCAUUUGUGAUGGUGGCGGCGACGGAGGUGGUGGUGGUAGUAGUCAUUGUUGCAUGAAUCUGUACCAGUAGUAGUCCGACGUCAUUGUAGCAAUGCGGCGGCAGCCAACGCCAAGUCUAUAGUCAAGAACUUUGCAGUACAACACAGCACUUCUUGUUCAGGUAUAUGAUGAUUGUGAACAUUAGAAAUGGGC